AUUUCACCCAAAUCUGUUCUUAACUCACUCAUACCGCUCAAGUCAUUGACGUAAUGGCUGAAACUGUAGGUCUUGCCUCGGGACUCCUGGCUUUGGCAUCAUUUGCCUUCGAAUCCAGUGUUUCACUUUUCAACACCAUACAGAGUUACAGGAACCACCCUAAACGCGUGCGUGAUCUUGCCCAAGAGGCGAAGGCUUUGAGCGAGGUUCUGUCUUUGCUUGCCGACACCAUCAAUGCUACUGCUGAACUAGAUCUUUCCGCCCUCGAGCUUCCUCUGCGUCGAUGCGGCGAGGCAUGCAAGGAGUUUGAACAUGAGCUAAUGAAAUGCUCAUCGCGGUCUGGUGACGACCGUACUAGCUUCCGCGACUGGGCGAAGUUGCAGUACAUGGGUGAUGGCAUUGACGAGUUCACCCAACUUCUCGCCGGGUAUAAGUCUACUAUCAACAUUGCCCUUACCGAUGCGAAUCUGCGUCAAUCCGCUAUUACCGCCGAGAGUAUUGAAAACUAUCAAGCGAUGAUCAAGACAGCUACUGAUGACCUCGAAGCUCGUUUAGAGAGCAUUGACGGGAAGCUUGCGACCAUUUUCGAGCGCACGGUAACGGAGACCGACUCGGAUGCGAAGGAGUUACAGCGAAUCAAGGAAGAGCGGUCGAGCACACAAAAAUGUCUCGAGAUCUGCGCGCAAUUGGCAGAUCAUAUCCAACGGAUCCAGCUUCAGUCUACCCCAGGCCCGAAUCUCUGCAGCUCCUCCGAUGCAGAUUACGCGAACCAAGUCACCAAUGAGGGCCUACAAGUAUGCAAGGAACGUCUCUCCCAGACGAUUAACAGAUUGGAAAAGCAUAUGCAAGAGCUGAUAAACCGGCUGAUUGAGAAGUCGGCCGCAAAGAUGAACUCCAAGGUCGAGGCUACCGAGCUUACUAGGCUCCAGGAAGAGUGGACCACAGCUCGUCAAUGUCUCGACAUCUGCUCGAGUGCAGAGAGUCAUGUCAAGCAAAACAUAAGCAUCAUCGAUAACUAUGCAAGGGGCGACGACACAGUUCAAUUCUUGGUUUCAACCAACGGAAAGACGAUUCACGGCAAGAACAGAGGUUUUGGAAUUAUGACGAGACAGGUUGGAGGCCACCUCAGCGACGCGUCACUCCAGCAGAUGUCACGGGACGUGAGAAUCAGCUUGCGGGCAUCCAAACCGGAAUCCUCAGCUUCGCAAGAUGACGCAGAUGCGGAAGACGAACAAGACGUAGAGUUCAAGGGACGCUACGGACGAGGGCUGAAGUUGUCAGACAACUCCCCAGAUAUGGAGCCCCCUUGCCAACCAACAGCGAAUCAAGGACGGCCUCACUUCGCGAAGCACACAAGUCAGUAACUCAAAAAAAAUUUUUGGGACGAUGAAGAGAUUCAGCAGUGGGGUCCCUGCUUGCAUUACUUGCCUCUGCAACGAUAGUGCUUGUAAACGCGGGUCCAGAGACCUGCAUUAGCGGUUCUCUGAAGCUUUUGCGCCUCGGUAGCGCUCUGCCCUUCUUCUUUCCCUUAGCCGAGGAUGAGUCGCCCAUGGCUUCCUUAAAAACAAAUUAUACGCCGAAUUUGUCCUCUUUUUACUGAACAGGGCCCCGAGGCCUUCCAUGUGGCUAUCCAGCAUAUUCCAGUUGAUAUCCAACUCCUUGUAAAGCUUAUUCAGACCAUGCUGAUGGCUUUGCUUGAUAAAAAUAUUUUUUUUCUUUAUGAGUAUACUUAUCCCCAGG
This is a messenger RNA of Diaporthe batatas, 1740 nucleotides long. RefSeq lists its product as uncharacterized. NCBI's taxonomy places the organism in Eukaryota, Fungi, Ascomycota, Sordariomycetes, Diaporthales, Diaporthaceae. The transcript has 2 exons. The record is from RefSeq and is a predicted model, not a curated record. Bases 54 to 1364 code for a protein of 436 amino acids.